Molecule: messenger RNA, 6019 nt
Organism: Perca flavescens (yellow perch)
Lineage: Eukaryota; Metazoa; Chordata; Actinopteri; Perciformes; Percidae
Gene: plxnc1
Product: plexin C1
Exons: 44
Coding region: 114-5462 (1782 amino acids)
Biological process (GO): semaphorin-plexin signaling pathway; regulation of GTPase activity; negative regulation of cell adhesion
Cellular component (GO): plasma membrane; semaphorin receptor complex
Molecular function (GO): semaphorin receptor activity; protein binding
Source: RefSeq, a predicted model, not a curated record
UCACCGGAGACACUGAUAAAGAUCCAGACUUCUGUAGUGUCUGCAGCACUGACAGGAUAAGACCGCCGCCAAAGACUCUGAAGCCCAAGGCGGUGCUCUUCAGGCAGAAGUCCAUGACCUCUGUGCUGGCAGUGAGACACAAGGCCUGGAUGGUUUUCUUCAUUGGGACAGGAGAUGGCCAGCUCAUUAAGCUUGCUGUGGACAAGAACUAUCACACCACCUGUCCCAGGGUGCUCUACAGGGCCACUGAUGACCGCCAAGUGUUUCCCAAAAUGCUUCUGGAUCAAGUGGAUCUUAAACAUGUGUACCUGCCACUUAGAAACCAGAUGAAGCGUGUGCCUGUGUCAAACUGCAGCACAUACACAAAUGUGCAGGACUGUUGGUCUGCACAGGAUCCGCACUGCGCCUGUUGCACAUUUGAAGAUGACUGCCAAGAUUCAGACUGGUUAUCCAUUCCUGACGAUUCUCAACAGAAAAUGGUUUCCUACAAAGUUGUAAAGGACGACACAGGCCAGAUCACACUUAACAUCCAGACACAUCUGAGUGUGGGCCAGAAGGCGCUGUCUAACUUCGCCUGUCGAUUCUCUGCAAGUUCCAUUAAGCUUUGCAGAGACGGCCUUCCUCAACAAUUCCCACAAUGCACCUGCAUCCUUUCUAAUAGCACACUUCCUGCUGGAGGCCUGCAUGUCACAGUUAAGAUUAGAGUUGGGACGACACAAUUGUCUAAAGCACUGAAGCUGUCCAACUGCUCAGACAUCAGGGGACCACCAACUUCUGUCCUGUGUCGGCAGUGUAUCGGUGCCGGAUGUAGCUGGAGCGAAAAAGGCUGUUCCUGGGCAAAUGAAGGAGUGGGGAAUGACAGUGUUUGCCAAAAGAUGGAGUCAGGGAUGAACUAUUUUAGACCAGAGAUCUCCUCCAUCACUCCCAGUGUGGUGUCUUUCUACGGCAGAAACCAUGCAGUGUUGUCGGGUUCUAACCUCAGUGAUGUGAUCAGAGUGAGGAUCCAAGCGGACAUGGACUGCAAUCCACAAGAAUCUCCUGUGUGGAACAACACUGGUGUGAAACUGACGUUCCACAUUCCCAGCGCCGAUAAUAAAGGCGUGGUCAAAGUAUGUGUUCUCCUCCCAGAUGGUAGUUGCCAUGGCAAUGCUACAAUCACCUACCGGUCGUCCCCAUCCUGCACCCACAUUGUACCAAGCAGCACCUGGAUCAGGCUCCGGUGCCUGGAGGAGAAUGGAGGCUUCACUUUUGAUGGAGACCUCCGCCACUUCGCUGUGGCCACCAACACUGUUUACAUCGCUACAGCGGAGACGCUCUACCAGCUGAGCCACGACCUGACUCUGGUCCAGAGUCUGACUCAGAGAGGAAUCCUGAAGGACGGGUAUCAGACGGACGAUGCGCAGUUUUCCCGGGUUUCUGAGACGGAUGAGCGGAACGCGACUUUCAGCGUCAACAUAUUAUUGCCUUUUGUUGAGAAUAAAACUCUGAUCAGCUGCGGUGUGAUCGAGUGCGGUUACUGCGAGGUGCUGGACCUGAAGAACAUUUCAAAGAUGCAGUAUAUGGAGCACAUCGAGGUGGGAUCCCCAAGGCGCAGCAGCGCAUCCAUCGGCUUCCUGGUGAAUGUGGUGAAUCAACAGAGUCCGUCUCAUUUGGCUCGAGGGCAAAACAAACAAAGCGCAGACUCUCAGGUCGCUGCGGGAGCGACCCUCAGCAUCUCUGAUGGGGGGAAAGGCAGCAGACUCCUCGCCUCCUCCGUGAUCCCGGGCGGGCCGCCGGUGCUCUGGAGCGGCGUGUUCAGUGUGGACGGAGAACACACCGACACAGAGCUGCUACUGUUUGACAUCAGCCCUCCUCUCACCGGAGACACUGAUAAAGAUCCAGACUUCUGUAGUGUCUGCAGCACUGACAGGAAAAGACCGCCGCCAGAGACUCUGAAGCCCAAGGCGGUGCUCUUCAGGCAGAAGUCCAUGACCUCUGUGCUGGCAGUGAGACACAAGGCCUGGAUGGUUUUCUUCAUUGGGACAGGAGAUGGCCAGCUCAUUAAGCUUGCUGUGGACAAGAACUAUCACACCACCUGUCCCAGGGUGCUCUACAGGGCCACUGAUGACCGCCAAGUGUUUCCCAAAAUGCUUCUGGAUCAAGUGGAUCUUAAACAUGUGUACCUGCCACUUAGAAACCAGAUGAAGCGUGUGCCUGUGUCAAACUGCAGCACAUACACAAAUGUGCAGGACUGUUGGUCUGCACAGGAUCCGUACUGCGUCUGGUGCGGCACUAAAAAAAGUUGCACAUUUGAAGAUGACUGCCAAGAUUCAGACUGGUUAUCCAUUCCUGACGAUUCUCAACAGAAAAUGGUUUCCUACAAAGUUGUAAAGGACGACACAGGCCAGAUCACACUUAACAUCCAGACACAUCUGAGUGUGGGCCAGAAGGCGCUGUCUAACUUUGCCUGUCAAUUCUCUGCAAGUUCCAUUAAGCUUUGCAGAGACGGCCUUCCUCAACAGUUCCCACAAUGCACCUGCAUCCUUUCUAAUAGCACACUUCCUGCUGGAGGCCUGCAUGUCACAGUUAAGAUUAGAGUUGGGACGACACAAUUGUCUAAAGCACUGAAGCUGUCCAACUGCUCAGACAUCAGGGGACCACCAACUUCUGUCCUGUGUCGGCAGUGUAUCGGUGCCGGAUGUAGCUGGAGCGAAAAAGGCUGUUCCUGGGCAAAUGAAGGAGUGGGGAAUGACAGUGUUUGCCGAAAGAUGGAGUCAGGGAUGAAGUUUUCUAAUCCCGAGAUCUCCUCCAUCACUCCCAGUGUGGUGUCUUUCUACGGCAGAAACCAUGCAGUGUUGUCGGGUUCUAACCUCAGUGAUGUGAUCAGAGUGAGGAUCCAAGCGGACAUGGACUGCAAUCCACAAGAAUCUCCUGUGUGGAACAACACUGGUGUGAAACUGACGUUCCACAUUCCCAGUGCCGAUAAUAAAGGCGUGGUCAAAGUAUGUGUUCUCCUCCCAGAUGGUAGUUGCCAUGGCAAUGCUACAAUCACCUAUCGGUCGUCCCCAUCCUGCACCCACAUUGUACCAAGCAGCACCUGGAUCAGUGGGAAGAGGAAUAUCACACUCACGGGAUCCCACCUGGAGUUUGUGGAAGGGGUCACGCACAGCCACGCCCCGCAGGAAGUUAGACUUCCCAGAGACAGGACUAAUCAGAGUCUCACCUAUGACACACCUGCAGCUGAAAAAGGGAUUCCUACUAGCACUGUGUUUCUGAAAGUAGCCAAUGAAACCUUGGCCUGCCUACCAAUGACCUACUAUCCAGAGCCUGAGUUCACUAACUUCACAUCCACAAGGACAGGGGACGAUGUGCGCAUCACCAUACAGAAAAAGGCAGACAAACUGGAGAUGACCGUAGCAGAUUUGAAGGUAUGGGGCGUUGAGGAAGAAAAACAACACCCCUGCAUCAUGGAAACCAAAGAAACCAGUAAUGAGACUGACUUUUUCAUCUGUGAGAUUAAAACGACAGCCAACGCUAACUUUCAGCAGUUAAUGAUAAAGUAUGGAGACAAGACAGUGACACUGAACAUUAGCUCUUCAUUCAAUCUGUACCUGAUGCUUCUUGUCCUUCUGCUGAUACCCUGCAUUAUUGUAGCCUUGGUGAUUGUCUACCGAAGCCAACAGAACACGCUCACUGCUAAGAUGAACAAGCGUAUGGAAGCCCUGGAGCUCGACAUCAGGAAUGACAUUAGACAAGGUUUUGUGGAUCUGCAGACAGAGAAUGCUGACCUGAUGGAAAAUGUUGGAGCGAUUCCUUUCCUGGACUACAAGCAUUUUGCCUCCAGAAUCUUUUUUCCUGAGAGUGAAUCUUUGAUGACAUCGUUUAUCAAAGACAUCGGUCAGGAUGUGGUGAAGGUUCAGCUUGACGAAUGUUGCCAGGGCUUGUCCAGGCUGAUCCAGGACCAGCGCUUCCUCACAUCUAUGGUGCACGCUCUGGAGGAGCAGAAGAGCUUCACCAUCAAAGACAAGUGUGCGUUGGCCUCAUUACUGACCGUAGCGCUCCACAACAACUUGUCGUACCUGACGGAGGUGAUGGAGGCUCUGCUGAAGGCUCUGAUGCAGCAGAGCAGCAACGCUCAGCCCAAGCUGCUGCUACGACGCACUGAGUCCAUCGUGGAGAAACUGCUAACCAACUGGAUGUCAGUCUGCCUUUAUGGCUUCCUCAGGGAAAGCGUUGGCCAGCACCUUUUCCUGAUGGUGAGCGCUCUCACGCAGCAGACAGCAAAAGGACCUGUGGAUUGUGUUACAGAGAAAGCUCUGUACACACUCAGCGAGGACUGGCUGCUGUGGCAGGCUCAGGACUUCAGCUCCCUGAAGCUGAAGGUGCUGUUUGCAGUGGGUAGUGAAGGAGAAGUCAGCGAACCUCUGGAGGUCAACGCUCUCAGCUGUGACUCAGUAGAGCAAGUCAAAGAGAAAAUCCUGUCCACUUUUAAGGCAAAGUUUGGUUUCCCCUACAACAGCCCCCUUAGGGACAUUCGUAUCGAGUAUGAGAACGGUGGAUCGUUUGUUACUCUGGAGGAAGUGGAUGCAAGCUCUGAGGUUAUCGGGGAGGUAACCAUGCUCAACACACUCAAGCACUACCAGGUUCCUGACGGAGCGACAAUCAAAGUGCUUUCUAAGAAAACUCAUCCUCCUCUGAGCCCGCAGGGAAGUCUAAAGGAUGAUGAGAACUUCUCUGGAAAAUACUUCCACUUGAUUGAUCCUGAUGUAGACGAGGACCAAAGAAAGAACCCAGAGAGGAAGAAGUUAAAACUGAAGGAAGUGCACCUCACCAAGCUCCUUUCCACAAAGGUGGCAGUGCAUUCAUUUGUGGAGAAUCUGUUCAGAUCUAUCUGGGGGAUAUCGCACAGCAGAGCCCCGCAUGCUGUCAAAUACUUCUUUGACUUCCUGGACUCUCAGGCAGACAACAUGAAGAUCACCGACCCAGAUGUCCUUCACAUCUGGAAGACCAACAGUUUGCCUCUGCGCUUCUGGGUCAACAUCAUGAAAAAUCCCCAGUUUGUUUUCGACAUGGAGAAAACUCCACAAUUGGACAGCUGCCUGUCUGUCAUUGCUCAGGCGUUCAUGGACUCCUUCUCGCUUAGUGAGACCCAGCUAGGAAAGAAUGCACCAACCAACAAGCUCCUCUAUGCCAAAGACAUCCCAAAGUUUAAACAGGAAGUCGAGGCUUACUACAAGCUGAUCAGAGACCAGUCACCAAUCACAGAUUCUGAAUUCAAGGAAUUCCUGCAGGAAGAGUCAAAGAAACAUGAAAACGAGUUCAACGAAGCUGCAGCCCUCAGAGAGCUCUAUAGAUUCAUUCAGCGAUACUUCACGGAGAUCAAAGAGAAGCUGGACCAAAACGGAGCCCCUGCUGAGCUGACAGAACAACUCCAUCAUGUUAAAAAAUCAUUUGAUGGCCUAAAAAGCUGCUCCUGGAACUGAGCUGCAGUCCUUUUACUCCCAUGAAGUAACUGAAUGACAUGGAAGUAGGGUGCGGAUCAGAGAUCAGGCAGGGGAGUGGGGUCCUGGCCCCUCUGCACCAGAGAUCCCAGUUCCUCCAGCUGCUGCUGCUGGGCACUUUCCAGGUCCUCGAGCCUGCGACGGAGCAAAGACAGCUCCCUCUGAUGCUGCUCCUCCUGCCACACAGAGGGAAAAAAACGAGCUCACGUUACAAAACAGCCUUCUUUACUCACUCUCAUCAAUACAGACCUUGUUAUGACAUUCAGUGGUUUCAUUUCACACAUGCAUCCCCUCUUCCUGUGUAUUCAUUCACACAAUGGACACCCAACUAUUAUGACUGACUGUGGGGAGUUUAACCAGUAAACCUUGGUUUACCAUUUGGUGUUCCAUUUCUAACUUCAGAUGCUCUACAUAACAUGUAUACUGCUCAUUCUGCUUUGACAUUUUAGGAAUGCCCUUUAACAGCUAACACUAAGCUUAUUGCAUUUCGCUGGGUGUGUGACUUAAAGCGUAACUCUCGCCAAAAAUGCAACAUAGGG